CCGGUUCCUGCCGCGCCCGCCGCGCCGCCGCGCCGCCGCGCCGCCCGCCGUCCGCCGCCGCCCGUCGCUGCCCGCCGCUGCCUGCGCCCCCGAACCGCUCCGCGGUGCCGCCGGACCAGCAUCAUGUCGCUGUCGCGCACGGAGGAGAUGCAUCGGCUCACGGAAAAUGUCUACAAGACCAUCAUGGAGCAGUUCAACCCCAGCCUCCGGAACUUCAUUGCCAUGGGGAAGAACUAUGAGAAAGCUCUGGCAGGCGUGACCUACGCUGCCAAAGGCUAUUUUGACGCUCUCGUGAAGAUGGGUGAGCUAGCCAGCGAGAGCCAGGGCUCUAAAGAACUCGGAGACGUUCUCUUUCAGAUGGCCGAGGUCCACAGGCAGAUUCAGAAUCAGUUGGAAGAGAUGCUGAAGUCUUUCCACAAUGAGCUGCUCACGCAGCUGGAGCAGAAGGUGGAGCUGGAUUCCAGGUACCUGAGCGCCGCGUUGAAGAAAUACCAGACAGAGCAAAGGAGCAAGGGUGACGCACUGGACAAGUGCCAGGCUGAGCUGAAGAAACUCCGCAAGAAGAGCCAGGGCAGCAAAAACCCGCAGAAGUACUCGGACAAGGAGCUGCAGUACAUCGACGCGAUCAGCAACAAGCAGGGUGAGCUGGAGAACUACGUGUCGGAUGGUUACAAGACAGCCCUGACGGAGGAGAGGAGAAGGUUCUGCUUCCUGGUGGAGAAGCAGUGCGCCGUGGCCAAGAACUCCGCCGGCUACCACUCCAAGGGCAAGGAGCUGCUAGCACAGAAGUUGCCACUGUGGCAACAGGCCUGCGCCGACCCCAACAAGAUCCCAGACCGCGCGGUGCAGCUGAUGCAGCAGAUGGCCGGGAGCAACGGCUCCGUCCUCCCCAGCGCCCUGUCGGCCUCCAAGUCCAGCCUGGUCAUCUCAGACCCCAUCCCGGGGGCCAAGCCCCUGCCGGUGCCCCCUGAGCUGGCCCCGUUUGUGGGGCGGCUGUCUGCCCAGGAGAGCACGCCCGUCAUGAAUGGCGUCUCGGGCCCCGAUGGUGAGGACUACAGCCCCUGGGCCGACCGCAAGGCCGCCCAGCCCAAGACCUCGUCUCCUCCACAGUCCCAGAGCAAGCUGAGCGACUCCUACUCCAACACGCUCCCCGUGCGCAAGAGCGUGGCUCCGAAGAACAGCUACGCAGCCACUGAGAACAAGACCCUGCCGCGCUCCAGCUCCAUGGCGGCCGGCCUGGAGCGCAACGGCCGCAUGCGGGUGAAAGCUAUCUUCUCUCACGCGGCCGGAGACAACAGCACCCUGCUGAGCUUCAAGGAGGGAGAUCUCAUCACCCUGCUGGUGCCUGAGGCCCGCGACGGCUGGCACUACGGGGAGAGCGAGAAGACCAAAAUGCGGGGCUGGUUUCCCUUCUCCUACACCCGGGUUCUGGACAGCGAUGGCAGCGACAGGUUGCACAUGAGCCUGCAGCAGGGGAAAAGCAGCAGCACGGGGAACCUGCUGGACAAGGAAGAGCUAGCCCUCCCGCCCCCCGACUACGGCACAGCCUCCCGCGCCUUCCCUGCCCAGGCAGCCGGCACCUUCAAGCAGAGGCCCUACAGUGUGGCCGUACCUGCCUUCUCCCAGGGUCUAGAGGACUACGGAGCGCGGGCUGUGAGCAGCGGCAGCGGCACGCUGGUGUCCACGGUGUGAGGGCGCUGACCACGGGCAGCCGCUGCUCGGAAGAGCCCCCCCCACCUGUCUGGCCUCCAUCGGUUCCCUCCUCUGCUCUUGUUGGUUUGUUCUCGGGUUAUUUUUCUUUCUCGCCUGCCCUGUCCCGCCUCUUGGUUGGUGACCCCAGACUCUGAGAUCCCCCAGGGUCCAUGGUGCUGCCCCAUCUCUGCUCCCCGUUGUUUACACGCCCCCAACCCCAUGUGUCCGCCAGGCGGGAGCUGCUGGCCAGGCAGUGGGGGCCAGGCAGCCUCACGUCUGCUCCGCGGCUGCCAUGUCCACGACGCACUGUCCCUUUCUGAAGGCUCAUCGCGAGCCAGGCCUAAAGUUUGAAGAAAAAGAAAAAUCUUAAAAAAAAAAAAAAAAAAAAAAGGGAAAAAAGAAAAAAAAAAAAAAGAAAAGAAAAACAGGAAAAGGAGUUUCUUUCCUGACAAACAAAAGCAGAUCUGCAUGGACUCCGGUGUGCGUACUGUUACUCCUGCAUCUGACUCCCCCCAGCGACGCGGACACCUGUGUCAGGGAAGGGGAGGCUCAAGGCCCCAGGCGCCCCCUCCCAGGGCCGCACCGAUGGGCGGACGGGCUCGUGCCAGCCGGGGGGCCUCCUGAGGAAGCGGGCCGCUCCUGUGAGGGAGGCCAUGGCCCCCGGCCCCGUGCGGCCCGGCAGCCGGGCCCCUGAGCGCUUCCUUCUCCGUGGAUGCUUGGGCCGGUGUCCAGACCAGAGCGCGGGCAGGCGACACCCCCAGGGCCGGGUGACCUCGCGCGGUGCCAGGCGGGGGCGGGCAGGCGCGGCCCCUUGCGGACUUUCCAAAGAGCUCCAGAGACCACCCCCCCCCCCACGUGUUCUGGAAACCAGUGGACAGCCUUGUGAGGGAACCGUGGCCCCCAGGCCGCGAGGCUCUGGUCCUGGGGAGGGCGGCUUUGCGCCCGCCACCCCGGGGGGCAGGGGGGCAGGAGGCAGUCCCUGCCCCCGUCCUCCCUAAACGCUCUCGUCUUUUUGUGUGUCUUGGUGACUUCCGAAGCGGACAUGCUGGACUCUGCGGCUACUGGUUUGGCCUCUUCACACCCUGAAUCUGGGGCGGGAGCCGGGGUGCAGCCCCGCCCGGCCCCUCCCGCCACGGGAGCCCCUGCCAAGCUGUGGACGCUCCUUUUUCUGACAUGAUCUAACAAAACCCUCUGCCCGCUCUCCUGUGGACUGGGAGUGUUUGUGAGAGAAGCAGCUCAAGACACAGACCCGUUUUAUAUUUAAGGAAAACACAAAGCCAGAACGUGGACCCAUGUACAAAGAGCCUUCGUGUUGGUGUUCUGAUUUUGCUAAAAGAUCUCAAAUCCAGGGGAUUCCAUGCUCAAUGGAUGAAUGUAGACACAAAACUGCGACACUCGUAUGAAGAUGUUAAGUGCUCAAAAUAUUUUCCUGUUUCCUUUCCUCUUUUUUUUUUUUUUAAUCUGAAUUGUGCCCUGUACUGCAGUCGUUUGAAUAAAAGUUUUAUUUAUUGCACUGAGCUGGGUGUGGUGCUUCCUUCCAGGCUCGCUGUGUAG
Messenger RNA from Zalophus californianus (California sea lion), 3246 nucleotides. It is a transcript of the gene BAIAP2, whose product is annotated as BAR/IMD domain containing adaptor protein 2. Gene Ontology annotation, cellular component: nucleoplasm; cytosol. The record is from RefSeq and is a predicted model, not a curated record. Gene Ontology annotation, biological process: actin crosslink formation; actin filament bundle assembly; positive regulation of actin filament polymerization. Lineage: Eukaryota; Metazoa; Chordata; Mammalia; Carnivora; Otariidae. The transcript is spliced from 14 exons. Gene Ontology annotation, molecular function: cytoskeletal adaptor activity; protein binding. Bases 124 to 1692 code for a protein of 522 amino acids.